UACGCCAAGGAUCCAGUGCGCUUCGGUCCGGGUGAGAGCUUUGUGUUAACUUGCUGUCUGUUGAAUUUGCUGACACGGUCUUGGUGAAUUGGCCCGGUUGAGAUCUUGCUGCGGGAUGGGAUUUGACGAUUUGUCGUGUUAGCAUAUUGGUGUGUGAUUUGUCGAAAUUGCCGUGCGUGUUAACUUGCUACCGUGGUACUCUUCCAGAAAUGACAGAGGGUUGUGGAAUACUAGUAGUCGUGUUAGGAUCUUGCUGUGGAAUUCAUUGUUUCUCGUGCUGAUCCAUAUUGCUAUUUGAAAGGUUUCUGAACGUUUUGAAUAAAACAUUCGCUGGAAGCAACAAUAGUGUUACUUGAAGCAGCUGUUUCUAUGAAAGGAGGACCGACGGCUGGCUGAAUCCAUGGAAUUGGUGUUGAGCUAAUCACCAACACAUACCAACAUGAAACGGACGAUCCUUGACCGUCUCGUGAUGCUGCGAGGAUACAUUUGGUUGGUCCUAACGCUGUACCUCGUCCACUCCUCUCAGGAAAACGUGAACAGGAACGGCUGUCCCACGCCCUGUAGCUGUACCAUCGUACAACUAGUUCAGCCUGACCAACAGCAAGCCAUCGUAGACCUCCAGUGCCAGAAUCGAGACAUUGACAUGAUACUCCCGAACUUUCACAGCCUGACGAAAUGGGACAUGAACUUUACUGUUGACAAGAUACUGCUGGAUCAAAAUUACAUGCGGACCAUACCGGCAAACAUUUUCAAAGAUUUGACAAUUCGUUCAAUAUCCUUUGAAGGCAACCCUUUAAACUUCGUACACCCCGAUGCUUUUGCAGGAACAAGGGGAAUAACGGAUUUAAAUUUCAAUGAGUGUAACUUAACCUCAGUGCCAAACAUUUUCAAACACGUGCCUGAUAUUCAAACAUUAGAAUUAAGAGGAAAUAAGCUAAAGUUUAUCGAGAAGGGGUCAUUUGAACCUAUUUUGAACUUGCGUCUAAUCGACCUGUCGCAUAACUUCAUCGAAAAUUUGGAUUUUAUCAUUAACAGAUGCAGUUAUACGAAAGCAUUCACGAGUAUAGUAUUAACUGAUAAUCCGCUUAAGUGUACUUGUGACGCGUAUGAGUUGGUGAAGUCGAGAACAGUUCAGUUAGUAGAUGGUGUGUGUGCCGCCCCCAAACUGUUUCAGGGUAUGUAUAUUGGGACGGGCACCGCCUUCGAUGAUGACGAAGACGACAGAGAUGCGUUUUCUGUGUACGGUGGACGAACGUGCCAAGACGAAUGCCCGCAUGCAAGUGGUCUGCGGUUCGAUUGCUUCCGUUCUAUAUGGACUAAUGGCGCCGAUCUAAACUGUUACAAGCGCCCUCUGUGUGUAAACGAUAAACUAAAGUGCCAAGGUGGCGCUGUUGCUAAUGUUUAUAAAACAACAGACGCUGUUAAUUACACAGAACCGGACAGUGGCGACGACGACGAUGAUGAUGAUGAUGAUGAUGAUGACAUUGAUGGCAACUAUUUAUCAAAAAAUGAAACAAGGAUAAAAAAUCGGCCAUCGUAUUUAUUAGAAAAGAUGAGAUUCCAACAUGCUGAUCAUUAUAACAAAUCUGGUGCUACAAACUUGUUUCGGUCAAGUGACCAAUCAAGCUGCUUUAUGGUAAUAUUAGCUUCAUUUGCAUAUUGUUCUUUUUUAUAGAAGUUUAUAUUUGAAUACGACAAUAGCUACUGUGAACGCGCCUCUGUGCCGCCCACCAACAGCGUCAAUAAAAUCAUACCACAUG
Molecule: messenger RNA, 1760 nt
Organism: Lineus longissimus
Lineage: Eukaryota; Metazoa; Nemertea; Pilidiophora; Heteronemertea; Lineidae
Product: protein slit-like
Exons: 2
Coding region: 440-1675 (411 amino acids)
Cellular component (GO): plasma membrane
Molecular function (GO): protein binding
Source: RefSeq, a predicted model, not a curated record